UCUUCUUUAGUCUACCGCCAACCCGCGUCUGCUCGAGUCGGUACCUCAGUCGCCGCGUUCCAUCCGACCGACAGUUUGUGUGUGAGUGUGUGUGUGCGUCUCGUUAUUUUUGGCACGUCGUGUGAUUUUGGUGCACCACCAGCAAUCGGAAGACAACGGAUUAUAUACAACAUUUCACCGGAUUAAUUAUCAAUUCAAUUUCUCCAGACAAUUAAUUUUUCGGUUUUGUGUGUCUUUCUUUCCUCAUCCAACGUUUCAAAGAAAACAAGAGGAAAACAAAAAAAAAGUGGUUGUCCUUUUCCGGUUCAAUUUUUUUAAUUGACGUCCGAGUCAAUCAGACACGGUUAUGUUUGGCUGGAAUGCGCUGAUCAGAUAGUGACUUGUCAUCAAAAAUAUUGUGACCUCGAAUCAAAAUAGAUCUGCCAAAAAGUCUACAAAAAACGGUCAGUCUGUGAGUUGGUUCUUUUUGACCUGUGGCGGACAGAAAUUCCUGGGUAUAUACCUGCCGAUGGAGACGGUUGGAAUGGUACAAGUGCUCUUUCGCCAAUACCUGUGACUCCUUUCGAACUGUACCAGCCCCUCCAACUAGGUGUGCAUGUACAGCCCCAGCCAGCAGCAGAUUGCUGGGACAAACAACAUCCGGCAGCGGCGGAAUAAUAAUAAAAGAAUGAUGUUCCGCAAACACCUGAGCGCUCAGAGUUGGCGGACGGUGGGAGCUGUGUUGCUCCUGCUCUCGCACUACGUCGGCCCUGGAUCUUCUUUCGUGGUUGUCGUCGACGAGCCCGGCGCUCAUACACCUGGCGGAUCAAUCAUUUUCCAGGCCGCCGUGACGGAUGGCGCCGGCCACAACGGACGUCAGUGGACCUACGCCUGGUCAUCAACGUCACCGCCAACGACCAGGAGCUUGUUCCACCUCAGCAAAGACGGAUCGGUGCGGUUGAAACGCCAGCCGUCGACCACCACCACCACCGUCACGCCCUGCUCCGACUGGCCGUUGAGGAUCGAGGCCUAUGAUCCGUCCGUCCUUGUCGGAGUGGCCAGAGUCAGUUUCCCGCUCACCGUCCGGUUCAAAUCUUGCCAGCAGCAGCAGCAGCAGCAGCCGAUGGUUGGGCAAGACUCGGUUCAAGUCAUCACCGUCUUGCCGGCCUCGGCGGGACGUGAGACGGGCGAAGAUCGGCUUUUUAAUGAGAUUUGCCUAAGGCGGAGUGAGCUCAUAGUCACCAAACUGGAUGCCUACCUGCCAGAGUCGGUGCGACGCUAUUGCACGACUGACAGGUGGUCGUCUUCAACGCUCCAUCGAGCCGUCGAAUCAUCUGGAGUGGAUUUGGUUUCGACGGAAUCUGGAUGCCGGCCAGGCAGGAGCGGGCGGGCCCAGCUUCACUACCGCCUCAAUUGCUCGUCGCCCUUUGGCAAUGCUGGCGUCGUCCGAGCGCAAAACCAAAUGGAUGUGAUCGCUCGUUUGGAUCCUCCUCCGCCACCUGACAUUCUCCACCACCGCCAGCGACGACAGACUCCAGCCGAGGCUUCCUUCUCCUUCGACCAGCCCGUCUACGUCACGUCCGUGCCGGAAGAGAAAGACAGGGGCCUGCAGGUGAUAUCCCUGGCCGUUCGCAAUCCGCCGCCCAUCGGCGUCACAUACUCCAUGGUGGCCGUUUUAGACGCUCGCUCUCAGAAGCUCUUCGCCAUCGACGGGCAGACGGGCAGCAUCACAACGUCGGCCAGACUCGAUCGCGAGUCCAUGGACGUCCACUACCUGCGGGUGACGGCCACCGAAGUGAUGGCCGAAGACGGGCGCUCCCAGCCGAGAAGCGCCACGGCGACAGUUCAGAUCAACGUCGAGGACGUCAAUGAUUUCCCGCCAACGUUCGAACAGCCGUCGUACGAAACGUCCAUCAAAGAGUCGGCGUCGAUCGGGACGGCCGUCCUGACGGUGCGGGCCAAAGACCAAGACGCCGGAGCCAAUGCCGAUGUCCACUACAGCAUCGUCAACCCGUUCGGUGCCAACGAGGCGUUCCGCAUUGACGCCAAAACGGGCGUCAUCAGCACGCGAUUGGCUCUCGACCGUGAAACCAACGGCCAGUACAACUUGACCAUCCAGGCGGUUGACCAGGGACCGGUUCAAGAGCGUCAAUCGGCCACGGCCUUGGUUCACGUCCAGGUGGGCGAUGAAAACGACAACUACCCGCAGUUUUCCGAGCGGACAUACACGGUCGACGUGGCCGAAAACGUCAACUGGGCAGAGAAUCCAAUCGUGGCCAGGAUCAGGGCGACAGAUGCGGAUGUGGGACCCAACGCCGUCCUACGCUAUUCGCUGAUCGGCGGCAACACGCAGGGCCACUUUGUCAUCGACUCGUUGAGCGGCGACGUGGCCGUGGUGCAGCCGCUGGAUUUCGAAACGGUCCGCAGCUACCGGCUGGUGAUCCGGGCCCAGGACGGCGGCAAUCCCAGCCGCUCCAACACGACCCAACUACUCGUCAACGUACGCGACGUCAAUGACAACGCACCAAGAUUCUACACGUCGCUCUUCCAAGAGUCGGUCAUCGAGAACGUGCCAGUCGGUCACAGCAUCGUCAGGGUUCAAGCCUACGACGCCGACGACGCCGACAACGCCCUCAUCUCCUACAGGAUCGUCCCGCUGGCCACCAUGACGCCCACCGGUAACCAGCAGAUGGACGAGGACCAACUGCCGUUCGGCAUCGAUCCCGACACCGGAUGGAUCGUCACCGUCCGCGACUUGGAUCGCGAAGAGAACCACCACCACGAAUUCGAGGUAUUGGCCACGGACGGCGGCGGCAAAACGGCGACGGCCCGCGUCGUCCUGCAGAUUCAGGACCAGAACGACAACGACCCCGUUUUCUGGCCCAAAGUCUACGACGCCAUCGUCGGCGAGGACGCCACUCCCGGGACGCCCGUCCUGACCGUCACGGCCGCCGAUCGGGACGAGAACCCGCGGCUCCAGUAUUCCCUGGUGGGCGGCAACGUCCGCGGUCGCUUCAGCGUCAGCUCCCAGAACGGCCAGGGUCUCAUCUCGGUGGCCCAGCCGCUCGACUACAAGCAGGAGAAGCGGUUCGUCUUGACGGUGCAGGCCAGCGACUCGGGCGGACGCAGCGACACGGCCACCGUCUACCUCAACGUCUCCGACGCCAACACGCACGCGCCGGCCUUCGAGGCCGCCCCGUAUUCGGCCACCGUCUUCGAGGAUGCCCCAAUAGGAACGACGGUUUUGAUCGUGGCGGCAAGUGACGGGGAUGUGGGCGACAACGCCCGGAUCACUUACGGGCUCUCGGGUGAGCUGGUUCCGGAAUUUUCCAUCCAGCCAGCCACCGGCGCCAUUAUCACGACCAAACAGCUGGAUCGAGAGCGGACGUCCGGCUACUUGCUGACCAUCACGGCGCGAGAUAACGGAAAUCCGCCGCUGAGCGACACGACUGACGUUGAAAUUAGCCUGGGAGAUUUCAACGACAACCCGCCCUUCUUCCAGCAGACCAUGUACACGGCCAACGUGCCGGAAGACGCACUCAUCGGCACUUCCGUUCUCCAAGUGACCGCCACCGACGCCGACCAGGGAUUCAACGGCCGCGUUCGCUACGUUCUGCUCGACGCCGACGCUAACGACUCGCCCUUCACCCUGGACGCCACUUCCGGAAUUUUGCGGACCAAUAAAUUGCUGGACAGGGAACUGGUGGCCAAAUACGACCUGCUGGUCCAGGCCAUCGAUCGCGGGACGCCGGAACUCUCGGGCGCCGCAUCGGUGUCGGUCAUUAUCGAAGAUGUUAACGACUCGCCACCGUCGUUCAACAUUCCGCCGAGUUCGGAUCGGGUCCGAUUGUUCAUCCAGGAGAAUUCGCCCGUCGGUUCCAAAGUGGGCGACAUUUUGGCGCGUGACCCCGACGAAGGCGUCAACGCCAUCGUCCAGUAUUCCAUCAUCGGCGGCCAGGACGCCGAGGCUUUCACCCUAGUGCCGCGGCCGGAAUCCGGAUUGGCCGAACUCUUGACCCGCAUCGAGCUCGACUACGAAUCGCCCCACAAGCGCUACGAAAUUCUGGUGCGGGCCGCUUCGCCGCCACUCCGCACCGACGUCCUAGUCGAAAUCAACGUCGUCGACAAAAAUGAUAACGUGCCCGUUCUCAACGACUUCCGGCUGGUCCUCAACAAUUUCAGGAAUUAUUUCCCCCUGGGGCCGGUGGCCCGCGUCCCAGUCUUCGACGCCGACGUCAACGACCAGUUGCACUACCGGGUGGUGUCGGGCAACAGCGCCGACUUGAUCCUGUUGAACGAAACGAGCGGAUUCAUCAGCCUGUCGUCCAACCUCAACACUAAUGUGCCCAUUUCGGCCGCCAUGGAAAUCUCCGUCAGCGAUGGAACGAAUGUGGUGAGAGCCGAAAUGCAACUGUCUGUCCUGCUGGUCACGGAUGCGAUGCUCUUCAAUUCGGUGACGCUCCGAUUGGGCGACAUGGACCAGGAGAGUUUCCUGUCUCAACCGCUCUACAAUUACUUCGUCGACGGCCUAGCGGCCAUCAUCCCUUGCCCCAAGGAGAACGUCUUUGUCUUCAACAUUCAGAACGAUUACGAGGCAGACGGGCGGAUACUGAACGUUAGUUUCUCUGCCAAACGGCCCGACCUACCGGGCGAGGUCCUCUACACGCAGCAGUUUCUCCAGGAACGGGUUUACCUCCGGCGCCACGCCCUGACUAAAUUAACCACCCUCCAGGUAUUACCAUUCGACGACACGUUAUGUGUCAGAGAGCCUUGUCUCAAUUUCGAAGAGUGCCUUUCGGUGCUGAAAUUCGGCAACGCUUCCGACUUCAUCAGCAGCCCGACUCUGCUCUUCCGGCCGAUUCAUCCAGUCAGCACUUUUGCCUGCAGGUGUCCAGCGGGAUUCACCGGUAUGAGGGAACACUACGUCUGCGACACGGAAGUCAAUUUGUGCUACUCCAACCCGUGCCUGAACGGCGGCAGCUGCCUCCGCAAAGAGGGCGGUUACACCUGCCUGUGCAAGACGGGAUUUGCCGGCGACGAGUGCCAACUGGAUCUGUCCGGAAAAAGCAGCGCCGGAAGAGGCAGGACGCAGCAGCAACAGCAGGACAAAACGUGCAACGGAAGGACUGGCCUUUGCGCCCCGACCAAUUGCACGGGACCGGCCAAUUUCUACACGCCGCUGACCUGUCAACUGCGCUCCCGCAGUUUCUAUCGCGGAUCUUUCCUGACUUUCCCGGCCUUGAGGCAGCGCUAUCGACUUCACCUCAAGCUCAGUUUCGCUACGAGGGAGAGAAACGGCCUUUUGCUGUACAAUGGGCGAUACAACGAGCGUCACGAUUUCAUAGCCCUGGAACUGAUCGACGGCCGGCUUCAAUUUUCGUUCUCGCUGGGCGCCAAUUUAUCUCACGUUCUCCUGGAACAGCCUUACUCUCUAGCCGACGGCGAUUGGCACACGGUCACUAUUGAUUACUUCAACAGGACGAUCGUUUUGAGUUUGGACGAUUGCGAUACGGCCGUUAGCGUCAAAUACGGUCACGUUUUGGGUAAUAAAUGCGCCGCCCAGGUGGUACAUCACCUGGAGCCUCGCUGCUCCCAGUUCACCGAAACGUGCCACCGAUUCCUGGACUUGACGGCUCCGCUCCAGCUGGGCGGAUUGCCUUCAGCCUCUUCCGAAUUCCAAGUGCGCAAUCGGGACUACGACGGAUGCAUCAAGGACUUGCACAUCGACCACCAGUUCGUCGACUUGGCCAGCUUCGUGGCCGACAACGGCACCGUUGCCGGAUGCCAGGAGAAGAAGGAAUUCUGCUCGUCCAGUCCGUGCCGCAACGGCGGCAAAUGCCGCGAAGGUUUCAGCACUUUCCUCUGCGAUUGUCCCGAUGGCGUCGCCGGCAAGGAUUGCUCAGAGACUAUCGAAGGUUCGAGGCAAUUCCGCGGCGACGGCUAUUUGAUAUUCACGCCAGACGCCAAGCCCAUCGUUUUGCCGUGGUCGGCCAGCUUCGCUUUCCGCACCAGACAGACGGAUUCGUUUCUGAUGAAGAUGGAAAUCGACCCCGGUCAUUCCGUUUUAGUCGAGACCAUCGGCGGGAAAUUGAGCGUCGCGUGGGAAUCGGGCCAGUUCACAUUGGCCGACACGGAGCCGCUCAACGAUGGCAAAUGGCACUGGGCCGAGCUCAAGUGGAUGCAAGGUGAACUCUGGCUCAACACCGACUACGGCCUCUACGAGAAAACCGUGCCCGUCGAUUCCAAAUUGACCGGUUUGAUGCCGACCAAAGUCGUUCUGGGCCGAUUGGAAACGACCAACUCCACCGGAUUCAUCGGCUGCAUCAAGGAUGUGAGAAUCGAUCAGCAACGCAAUUUGUGGCUGAAAUCGUCGGUGGAAUAUCGAGUCAGCGACGGCUGCAGCUCGUCCGAUUCUUGCACGGCCAAGAGCGACGUCUGCCCUCAGAGGGGCACCUGCGCCGACACCUGGAAUUCGCACAAGUGCUCCUGCGAUUCCGGAUUCGUCGGCCCGGAUUGCGCCAACAUUUGCGAGUACAAUCCGUGCGAGAACAACGCCACCUGCCAGAUCGACACGUCGAAUCGCCGCGGCUACAAGUGCGGUUGCCAGGGCGACACGUCGGGCGAUUACUGCGAAGUGACCCUGGACCAGCCGUGCCCGGCAACCUGGUGGGGUUAUCCGGUUUGCGGUCCGUGUCGCUGCGACACGGACAAAGGCUACGAUCCCAACUGCAACAAAACAAACGGCCAGUGCGUGUGUCAGGAAAAUCACUACCAGCCGGUCAACGAGGAGGAAUGUCUCGACUGUAAUUGCUACCUGACGGGCUCGUUUGGCUCCAAGUGUGACGCCCUUACCGGUCAAUGCAAGUGCCGACCGGGAGUCAUUGGCCGACGAUGCGACUCUUGCCCCAACCUUUUCGCCGAAGUCACGCUCAACGGAUGCGAAGUGAUCUACGACGCUUGCCCAAGGAGUUUCGACUCGGGCAUCUGGUUCGACCGCACCCUCUACGGACUGACCACUUCCAGGGACUGCCCAAUCGGAUCGCUGGGACAGGCGUACAAAACUUGCGACAAGGAAGUCGGAUGGAUGCCGGCCGACCUGUUCAACUGCACCACCAUCCCAUUCGUCGAUCUCCGCGAAAUGUUGAAACGAUUGGAUCAGGGCAAUUUGAACCUCAACCCGUUCAUUUCGGUGAGGCUGGCCCAGCAGCUGUUCAAAGCCACGAAUCACAGUUCCAAACUUUACGGUAGCGAUAUCUUUAUUGGACAACAGCUGCUGGUCAAGAUCUUGGAACACGAUACCCACAGAGAGGGAUUCAAUCUGACUCAUCGACACGACAAAGAUUUCAUCAGGAAUUUGGUCAGUGCCACUAGCGUACUGUUCCAGAUGCAGUAUGUCGGACACUGGAGAACAAUCGAAAAAGUUCACGGCUACGGAGCCGAAGUUUUACUAAUGGCCUUCCAAAAUUAUGCGGCUAAUUUGGCUCGUCAACAGAACAGCACCUAUACUUUGCCCUUUGAAGUCGUCACUCCUAAUAUGGUUUUCGGAAUGGACGUUCUGAGCACGGAACAAAUUAUCGGUCAAGAACUGAAAUCGGGCGGUUUGGAGAAGAUUGUGAUUCCGGACACUAGCCGUUACAUUGAAGAAGCAUCCGCCGGAAUUGUCAACAAAGAGAGACCCGCUUCGAUCAACGCCAUUUUCCCGAAAUACAACAACUACGUCAAAAAUCCGGUGCUCUUCGAUCGCACCUCAAAGUUCUUCACGCCACUCAACUUGCUGGGCUUCCGGCUUCCGUCGGCCAAGAAGACCACAGACCGCGCCAGCAGUGAAACUCAACGAUCCGUUGUGAGCUACGCGAUUUAUCGGACAGCUGGCGAGAUCUUGCCACAAGUGUUCGAGCCCAAUUUGAGGCAGCGCUACGGAGUGGACCUGACUCUUCCGUCCACCACGAUGGGCUUCGCCGCUCUUUCAGUGGACGGAAACAUCGUCACCGAUCAGCCCGACGGGCCGGCAAUCAAGUAUCGCAUCCGCGUCGAUUACGUCAACCAGCGGGCCAAUCCGCAGUGCGUUCACUGGAAGCCGACAGGAUCGGGAGGCGGAUUAAUACCGGGGCCCGCUGUGGCCAUCAAAGGCGCCUGGAGUCGAGAGGGUUGCCGAACCGAUUUCCACGACCCGUGGUUCUACGACCAGGAAGACUUUCACGUCAAUUGCACCUGUUCCAGUUUGGGACCGGUGGCCGUCGUCAUGAACAAAGAGGAAUUCAUAACAAUGGCCAGAGAGCCGACGCUGAUCGAAGAUGUGGUCACUUACAUCGGUCUGGUGGCCAGCGUGGUUUUCUUGGCCGUGGCGUUCAUCUGUCUCAGUUUGAUCAGCGGCCAACAGCAGACCAACUCCAACUCUAUUCACCGCAACUUCGUCGUUUGCCUCCUCUUGGCUCAGUUGCUGUUUUUGUUGGCUUUGAAACUGCGGGGGACCGUCCAACAUCACGAGUUUGUCUGUAAAUUGCUGGCCAUGGGUCUGCAUUACCUGUGGUUAUGCAUCUUCUCCUGGCUGAUGAUCGAAUCGAUUCACUUGUACCGAAUGCUGACCGAACUGCGUGACGUCAAUCAUGGCCACAUGAGCUUCUACUAUUCAGUGGGCUAUGGACUUCCGGCAAUCAUCCUUGGCCUGUCGGUCGGCGUCCGAGCCGACCAGUAUGGCAACUAUUAUUUCUGUUGGCUAUCGGUUUUCGAAUCGGUCAUCUGGAGUCUGGUCGGCCCGUGUUGCUUCAUGAUCGUCUGCUCGCUCAUUACGUUCGGAAUGGGCUUGAGGGCCGCCUUCACGCUCAAAGAUCACAUCGAAGGUUACGGCAACUUGAGGACUCUCAUUUGGCUGGGACUGGCCCUCCUACCGGUAACGGCCACCGUGUGGGUAUUGGCCGUCAUGUCGGCCAGUGACACGUCGGAAAUUCUCUUUUACGCCUUCUCACUCUGCUCGGUUCUCGAAUCCAUCUUCAUCAUGUUGGGCUACUGCCUACUCAAUCGUCGAGUCCGUCUCGGUCUGCUCCAUCUGGCGGGCCGUAAGGACACCAUGGAUCACGACGAUCUCCACGGACUCGGCCAUCAGAUCGAAACCCAUUCCGUCACGGCUUCCAGAUCGGCUCUGGCCUAUCAGAACAAUCGCGACACGGUUUCGGCGCUGCAGCAAAGAGAAAUCAAUCAUCAAAGACAUUUGGGCAUCUCGACGGCGUCGACGACAUCCCGCUCCACCUGCAAGACGGGCAGCAGCAGCAAUUACCGCAGCGCCGACAUGCGAAGUGGCGAUGUUUCGACGAGUACGGGCAGUCGCUCGUCCUACACCAGCCGACAAAUCGUCCACAAGUCACCGUACGCUUACGACAACGACGACGACAAACCUAAAAAGAGACAUCCGUCCGGAGAGAGCGGAGAAGAGUCAGACGGCCAAUUGGAUUUAGCUUCCAGUCAUACCAGCGAUGACGAUGAAACUGCCACCAAUAGGAGCCUUAGCAUCAACAGGAAUUUGAAAGAACACCGGAAACCGGAAUUGCCUUCAAAGCCGACCUUUAUGCCCAACAUUUGCGAAGCGGGAGAGCCGAUGCCACAAAUUCCGUCACCCACGCCACCCCAUAACAUGAUGAUGCCCAUGUCAAACAGCAACAUCCGACCACUUUACUCGCCGGCCUGGUCCAGUCAAUUGCCACCACCCGCUUACCCUCUAUCGAUGUCUUAUUCGCCAGCCGGUCGCUGGGUAUCCGAAAGAAUGUCCAGUGCCACGCCUUCCGAAAACGAACAGGCCAGCCCCAACCCAGGGUACGGCAAACCGUCCACUCGGUUCAUGGUGCCUCUGGGUAUGCCACGCAAUUACGACGAUGAAGAUUAUGAGGAUUACGAGCAUCAUCAAGAGCGCAAUCAUGGAUUUCAAUCAAUAGACAACGAAGCUCAACGAAUGGACGGCCUCUCAUUGGACGAUCGAGACGUUGGCGGUUCAGUAACGAACAAUUUGAAUUUUGCGGCGCCAACCGCGGGCAUUGCACCUGAGAGAAAACUCAUGACACCCGUGGCCACUUUGGAAAUGACCGACUCGGAGUACGUCUAACGCACUGGCCAGCUCUACAAGGCGUGGACGGGCACGCAAUCUGACCAUCUGGGAGUCGCCGGGGAUUAGGGAAUCAAGUUGAUAAAAGAAUAAAAAAGCAACAAAAUCAACACGAUGGUCCAGUUCCCUAUCUUUGGGUCCCAACGCAAUGCAAGUGACGAUAUUAUUAUGAAUUGACUGUAAUGACUGAUAUCAAAUGUUGUUGUUUGUAAAUGUACAGCUGUUUUUAAAAAGAACAUAUGAGUGAUAAGAUCUCUUUUUUUUUGUUUGCAUUUUUUCUUUCGUUGUCAUUUGAAGUGUACACUUGCUACAGUUUUGUUCGUUAAAAUGUGCCAUGUCCAUUUGUUCAAUGUCUGAUGUACCGUAAGUGUUUUUAACAGCUAGUGCAAUAAAUGAAUCAUGUCUAAUUGUAAAAAA
Daphnia pulex (common water flea) is the source of this 10489-nucleotide messenger RNA. RefSeq names its product protocadherin-like wing polarity protein stan (gene stan). The record is from RefSeq and is a predicted model, not a curated record. Gene Ontology annotation, molecular function: G protein-coupled receptor activity; calcium ion binding. Gene Ontology annotation, biological process: cell surface receptor signaling pathway; G protein-coupled receptor signaling pathway; homophilic cell-cell adhesion. NCBI's taxonomy places the organism in Eukaryota, Metazoa, Arthropoda, Branchiopoda, Diplostraca, Daphniidae. The transcript is spliced from 25 exons. Gene Ontology annotation, cellular component: plasma membrane. Bases 596 to 10072 code for a protein of 3158 amino acids.